UCUUUGACUUGGAGAAUACCGCGCAUCGGCAUGAGAUAGAAACCGGUACCGGUUAAUCGGCAAGGUUUAGUUAUAUAUCGAAAGCUGUAUUAGCAAAGUCGAAAUACGAAACGAGAACGUUUUAGCGAUACGUGCGAGAUUUAACAGUAUAAAAUGUAUUUUAAAUAGAACAUAGUGUAGUGCCCGACUAAAGUAGUCAAAAUUUUUUUCAUCUAAAAUAUUUGUUUCAUUUUCCAGACUGUUACAAGUAAUUUGAAAAAACAUGCAACUGAAGCAAUCAAACUUGAAGUUCAAGUUAAUUCUUUGACUGCAGACUACGAAACUCAGGCACUGUCUGCCCAAUUGGCUGGUAUACGUACAAGGAUUGCUACGUUAUUAUCUCAAGCGGAACACGGCAGACUUGUAAUUACGGACGCCCGAGAAACACAACAAAAGAAGAAAGAAGAAAUCGUUCUGUAUCAAGAAUUAUUAACAGAAAUACAAAGUUGGCUUGAAACUACAAGAAUCAGAAUCGAAACUUAUUUAAUAAAGCCAGAGAGUGAAUCUCAAGCUGAGGAACAUAUAGAUAACCUCGAAGUUUUAAGAAAGGAACUUUUGAGCAAAGAAAACAAACUUGAGGAACUUAAAAAAGCUUGUGAAAAGUUCAAAAAUUACUCUGAUCUAGAAACUUUAGUGAAUACUUUAUUGGAAAGGCUUGAAAUAAUUACUACUAUAAUCGAAGAAACUAAAGUAAUUGUUAUUUGUAGAAUAGAAACAAUUAAAACAUUGCUUAAAGAUAUUAAGGAACGAAGAGACAAACCACAAACCCCUGAUCUGUCGCUUGAAAAUACGUUGGACUCAACGUCAAUGCCAAUUGAAGAAAUUCCUGUUCAUGCUGAUGUAAAAACUGUAACUAAAGAUUUUCUAUAUAAAGAAAUAGUACAAAGACCCGUAGCUACUAUCGAAACUCAAACAGGAAGAAGCCUGUCAUCUCCUAUAGAAGAACCAUUAACAAAAGAUUUCACCGUAACUUAUAAUCAACCUGUCGACGUUCAAAUCCAGACAAUGUCGCAGUCGACAAGUGAAAUGGAACCGGUACAGACCAAAGAAACAAUAACGAUAUCAAAGGAAACAUCAGGAGGUCAAGAAACGAUUCGAAUUGCUACUAAACCUAUCACAGAACAUCAACCUAUAGUAGAAGAACCAGACAAUCUUCUGGUGGAAGCAGAUUAUAGAAAGAGACCGGAAUCCGAAACAAGAACGACAGAACUGAACAUAACCAAUGUUGCACCUAAUCAAGCAUUUGAAACUGUAUUUGUAGAACCAGAUGAAACAACUACAGAAGUAAUAGUAGACGCUGAUGGUACGAAGAGAAUAAUAAUGAAAAAAUUGCAUAGAACUGUUGUCAGACACCAACAAUCCUCUCAAAAUCAACAAUUCUCCACUUUAAAUACGCUAACGGAAGGCGGUAUUCCCGUUUCCCAAUCAUUCUCUCAAAUAACUCUCACUGGUCAACAAAGCUCCACAUCUAUAGCUAAAGGUGACAAUAGUAGAGCUACUGUCACUAGCCAGAAAUAUGGAGGAAAAGUUGUAUCGGGAGCACUUGGAGGAGAAGUUGAUAUUCAAGAAUAUGAAACGGAACCGGAGACGCAUUACAGUUUUACUGGACCUACUACAAAACCCGAAGAAGUAGAACUACAAGGAAUGAAACUACACGAAGGAGAUGUCACUUUCAUCAGUAAUGACAAUAACCUAUUAAUACCAACCGAGACCCCACAAGUUGUUUUCGAUGGUAAUGAAAUACAUACUUCCAGCUCUAGUGUAAGAGCUGUUGUACAACAAGUUACUAGAAGAAUAAUCAGAAAGACACGAAGAAUUAUACGGCGAACAGUGAUUAUAGACGGAAAAGAACAUGUACAAGAAGAAGUCAUUGAGGAACCUGAAGAAAUAGAGGUAACAGAAGAAGGAAUACCAAGAGUAAGCAUCAAUGUAGUUAGAACCGAAAAUGGCCAAGUUGUAACAAAUCAACAGUUUGGAGAGCAACCCAUAGUCGAAGAACCAGAUGUUACUGUAACAGAAAAAGUUACCACAGUAAAGAUAGAUGCACAUGGAAAUCCACUAACAACUUUGCCAGAAGAUGUAACUGUCAUUUCCAAACCAGUGACGGAAGAAGGUGUUACAAUAACUGAAGUAGUACAACAUACAUCAGAAGAAUCGAUUGCCAAAAAACCUGAAGAAUCAUAUACGUUUAUACCCCAAACUGAUGUACCAGAAAAGGCUUCUUCAAUUAUGUUGGAAACUUCAGAAGAACCUGAAGAGAGGUAUGUGAUAGACCAAAGCACUGCACUUCAGCCUGAAACUGCACCACAAACCACUGAAUUUGUUAUAUCCUCUCCAGAAAAAUUCUAUGCUUCAACGAACGAUUUCUUAGAUAAUGAAAGGCAUGUUCAUAGUGAUUUGGAACGUAGAACAAUUGAUAUAGCACUUAGUUUCGAUGCAAUACACCAGCCAGACAACAAAGAGACUCUUAUUGAAGAGUCAGUGAAACCUCUAUCAAUUAAAGAUGAUAUUUCCAUUUCUAUAGACGAACCUCAACUAACCAAACAAAUUGAAAGUCCAAUAACAGAAAAGUCGGAAAUAACUGCAUAUCCUGUUGGUCACCACACAAGUGCAGUUAUACAAGAACUGGAAAAUAUCACGAGAACUAUUGAAACAGCGUGCCCAGACCAAAGAAAGAUCACUAUAACCACUGAUAGGAGCACUGAUUUACAGUCAACCGAACCAGUAUCUGAGGUAAAAACUGAACUUGAAAACUCUAUUGAAAAUCAGAUAGACAUCACAGUUAAAACGGCUGAAAUUGAAACUGAAGAUUCCAAAUCUUUAGAAAGUCAUAAAGAUAUUGUUACUUCAAUAACUGAACAGUUACCAAUAGUACCUGAUAUAAAAAUAGAUGAACAUAGUGCUAUUGCCAUCACUGAAAUUAUUUCUCCUAAAUCUGCAACUAAAGAUACUGGGGUUACCAAAGUAACUAUUGAAGAGUUAUCUGUUCCAUCUGAAAAAGAAAUCAUUGAAGUUAAUUUACGUACCCCAAGUGCGCCUCCAUAUGAAGAAUGUUUGGACUCAAGAUUACUCGAAAGUCAUAUCUCAAAUCAAUUUAUCUUAGCGGAACAGCAGCAUCAUUUACCAGACACCAUAGUAAAAGAAGAAGUCAAGAAAUCUCCACAAUCGAAAAAGAAGAGAGAAUUUGCAAAAACGAAAAAAGCUAUUGGUACUCCUAGAACUCAAAGUCCUGUAGUACCCGAAGAUGAAAUCACUGUAAUCGAUGUAGAUAAAUCCGAAGGGGAAUCUUCUGAACCUUUACCUGAAGUAGCUGUGAUAAGUAAAUCUGUCGAUAUCACCGAGAAAAUUGAAGGAAUAGUCGAAGAAGAGAUGCCUAAAUUUGACAAAAUUAAAAUACAAGAAACUGAAACCAUGACUUCUACAAUUAAAGAGAGCCCUGGUAAUGUUGAAAUCAAUUUAUCACUCAAAGAAAUAAAACCUGAAAUUACCAUAGUAGAAAUGCCACAGGAAGUUUCGUCAAAAGUCGCCAAAGCAAUAGAUUGUAACGCAAAGUUUAUCGAAGUAGAAAAACAAUUUAGCCUAGAAAAUUCUAUACGCAAAGAAGAAGAACCAAUCAUCACCACUGAAUUAGAAUCACACGAAAUUGUAUCAAGUAAGGAAGCUCCAGAAUUGUUAACUGCACCUGAAAAAGAAUUGACAGUCGAAACAACAGUUAUCGAAUCGGCAGGAUCAGGUGAUCUAGUAGAACCUAUUGCAAUUGUAGCAUCCAGUAAUCAGAAAUUACCCUCCAAAGAAGUAGACAUUAUUCUUUCUUUAGAAGAAAAAUAUGAGGAUACGUCUAUUACUACUCCUAAAGUAAGCCUAUCAAUGAGAAUUGAAGAAACUACUGACGCUACUGAGCCUUCCGACAUUCUUCAGAAAGAUGUCCAUGUUCAGUUACCAAAAAUGACAAUCGAAAAAACGGAAAUCACUGAAGUAACUUCAACCGAACCGAAACUAGAACUGGAGCAAACUGAACCAUCACUUCCAAGCGAUAUUGAUCACGGAGGUAGAAAAAGUAAGAAGAAAAAGAAACAUAAAAAGAAUGGAACGCCGACUUCAGAAGAAGAAAAAUGUGAUACCAUAAUUGUUGCCAAAGAGGCGGUAGCAGUUGAAGAAGAAAUAGAACAAUUGAGUCAAGAUGUGGAUGAUGAAAAGCAACAGUCCGUUAUAACUUCUUUGGCAGAAUCUGUGGCAUUAUCGAUUCCAGAUGAUUCUAUCAAAUCAGAAGAGAGUCCAAAACCAACACAAGACAUAUUUGGCUCGGUUAGUGAAUCAGAAGAUAGUUGUAAAGGUAAAGAAACUGGUUAUGAAGCAGAUAAAACUCUCGAAGAAAGUCUAGCUGACGAAGACGAACAAGAAAAGAAAAAGCGUCGAAAGAAAAAGAAGAAGCAGAAAAUUAAAACCAAAGAAUCCGAAGAAUCUAAUGUUCCCAUAUCAAUACAUGAAUCUUAUACUGAUAAUUCAAUACAAUUCAGUGAUGACGAACCAGUUAAAAAAGUUGAUAAUAAAAAUGAAUCGGAACAGCCAAAGAAGACAAAAAAACGGAAGAAAAAUAAAAGGAAACAUGAAGAAGAAAGUGAACCAGAGUUAGUAUCCGAAGAACCAAUAAAAUUCGAAGCACGAGAUGAGAUAAUAUCACAAGACGACUCUUAUCAUACAAUAUCUACUCUUACAGAUCCUGGCACUGUUAAAGUUGUUGAAGAAAGUGUAAUAAGUAGACCUGCUAGUAAAUCACCAAUUGAAAUAAGUUCUAAAAUAGUAACAACUGUUCCAGUUGUUGAAGCUAUCAUUACUCAAGAAACUAUAUCUCAAACAUCUCCAAUUGAUGUAAAUGCUGAAUUUCUUAAUGUUGAACGGGAAAUGGCCGAUGUCACUAUUACGAAAUCCGCAACGGAGCAAAUUUCAGUACAGACUUCUCCUGAAAUCCGGAAGGAAAUUAGUGAUAGCUAUGCUCAAACUAGUAUUGAAGAAAACAAAAUUGAAAUCAAACCUGAUAUUAAAGAAGAUUCUACACAAGUUUAUAUAACAACAAUCGAAACAAUUACCCAAACCUCACCAAAAACUCAGUCGCCCGAAGAAAAAUUUGCGACAGAAAUAACUGAAAUAUCAACACAAACUAUUACACCUGAAAAAAUAGAAAUAACUGAAGAAUUUGUUCAAACCGAUACUCCUGUACCAAUAGAACAAACUUUUUUAACUGAAUUAAUUGACAAGAGUGAUUCAGCUAUGCAAACAAAUGUAGAAAAUCGCGAAGAAUCCGCCCAAACUAAAUCACCCGAACCAAUUUUAUCGACAGAGACUGCUACUCAAAUACAACCAGAAAUAAGUGACUUUGGUCUACAGACAUGUCCAGAAUUACCACAUGAAUGUGUCGAGCAUAUUGAACUUACUGAAUCUUGUAUACAAACUUCAUUAGAACCAUCUGCUCCACAAAUAGUUCAGCCUAAACUAACUGAAUUCGGUAUUCAAACGUCUCCUGAGUCGUCUGCAAAAUCUACUUCGUAUAAACCAAUAACUACAAUACAAACUACAGAAACUAUGUCUCAAACAAGUUCAAUAUUGAAUCAAGAAAGUGAUGAAAUAAUUACAUCAAGCCUUACACCCACGACAAGUACUUCCGAACAAUACGAAAUUCAUGUUAAGGCUUCAGUUAUUGUUCCAUCAGAAAAUUCAGAAUCAGCUGAUGAAAUUAUCGAACAUAAGGUUUUAACUAUUGAACCAGCAGUUAGCGAAGAGAAAAUACAACAAGACAUAAAAAGCUCGAGUUCUAUUUCAUCUGAUAUGGUACAAGUUAAACAAUCAUCGGGAUCUGAAGGGGAAAUUGACGUUCAAAUCAAUAUUGACGGAAAACCAAUAGAUCAACAUUCUAUAAUAACAACAUUCUUAGAUUCCGAAAGAAAUAAAGAUUCCUCUGAGAAGAGACAUAGAAAGACUCAUAAAAACUCCAAAACGAAACGUCAGGAAAAAAAGACUGGUAUUGAGAAAGAUUUAUUCUCUGAAUUUAAACGACAAAAUACUGUAGAAGGAAGUUUAGCACCUAUAUCUUAUGCAGAUGUUACUAGAAGAUCAAGAACUCCUUCGCCUGUACGAGGAGAAACUAUAGUUACAAAAACUGUUGAUAAACAAGAAGAAUCAGUUGAUGAAACUCAACUUGCUUACUCUCAAUCUAUAGCAACGGGUGUUGUCACUGAAAUAUCAACGAAUUUGGAUAAGGAUAAGAAAAAUAUUAUGCCGACUACACCUAAAAAAUCAACAACGUCCGACUUAACAUUACAGGCAUCAUCUCAUAAAGUUAUUGAGAAGAACGUUGUAGCUAAUGAACCCAUAAAUGUGGAAGAGAAGAUCCAAGAACAAGGUAUCGAUAGUCCAAGUAUUAUUUCUCCCAAUAUUGUAAAACAUUCAUCGGGAUCUGAUGACGAAUAUAAAGCUCAAGUUGAUGUAUAUGAAAUAGACAAACAUUCUGCAAUAACUUCAUUUUUAGAUUCCGAGAGAGAUGCAGAUUCUUCUGGAAAGAGAUACCGAAAGAAACGUAAACAAUUCAAAACUCAAGAAAAAAUUACUGGCAUUGAGAAAGAUUUGUUUUCCGAAUUCAAACGACAAAAUACUGUAGAAGAAACUCUAGCACCUAUAUCAUAUGCAGAUGUUACUAGAAGAUCUAGAACUCCUUCCCCCGUAAGGUAUACAGAAAUUAGAGGUACACAGGAAACAAUAGAUGAAACUGAGACUAAGCCUAAAUCAGUAGCAACAGAGGUUGUUUCUAGAGUGUUUACAGAUUUAGAUCAGACUCAUGUCAAAAGUAAAUAUACUAGACCUAAAGAAUCAACAUCGUCCGACUUAACACAACAGACAAGUAUUGAUAUGAAUUUAAGUGUUCCUCAGGAAUUGGAAUCACCAUCUACAGUUGAAAUUAUAACAAAGGACACAUAUACUGUCAAAUCUCAUAUCGACGUUCCCCAGCAUGUUGCAUCCUUUACUGUCGAUUCUAUUCAAACUGAACUUAAAGAAAAAGAACUUCCUUUAGAACAUGAAGAACCUUUAGAUACUACAAUAUUGGUUAAAUCGAACGUUGUAGCAUCUUCACCAUGUGUAUCAGCAACAAUCGAAUUUAUAGAAUUUGAAAAAGGUAAUACUUUUAAAGAUGACGGUACAAUUUUGAUUAAUGAUAAACCCGUACCCCUAUCACAUGAACAAGAAGUAAAAACAAUUGAAAAAAUUGGAGAUACCGAUCAAGAAAAUAUCUCAACUGAUCAAGAAGUUAAAAAUCAAAUCGCUGAAGAGAUGCCUUCUUCUGACGAUAAUAAUAUUGCAACCGUUGAUGAAAUCUAUCAAGAAAAACUGAAAAAUAAACCAAUUGCUACUAAAACUAAAGAUAAAAUGAAAAAACCGGUCACCAUAGAAGAAGUGCAAUCGUCGAUUAUUAUUGCAGACACUCCUUUAACACCAGCAUCUGAUUCAGGCCCAUUAUCCCCUCCAAAUUAUCAAAUUUCAACUUGGCAAAAACCUCAAGACGUAUCAGCAUCGCUGAUACAAGCUGAAAUCCAAUUGACCUCAGUUCCUUUAAACGAAUUAACAAUUAAAUGGAAUCAAACACAAGCAUUGGAAAGAGUAAAGAAUUUGCAGAAUGCUAAAAAGUCUACACACCUCAGUAACGUACUUCACUUAGCUACUUUGAACGAAAUUAUCACCGACGAAACGAUUCAACAACGAAAUGAUAACAUUCAGAAGAAUCUAAAUUUGUUACAAGAAGCUGUUGAAAGAAAAGACGUGGUAAUUAUUCAACAAACUGUAAUCACUACUGUAGAAACCAUAACAACCUGGUUGGAAACAAUCGAAUACAGAAUUUACGUUCAUAGACAACAGACAUUAGAAGGUCCAUCCGAAGCUAGAGUACAAGAAUUUAGUGAACUCAAACAAGAAAUAACCAAAAUAGAAAAUAAAGUAGAUCAACUUCAAUCAGUAAUACGACAAACCGAUGAUAUUUACAAUGAAGAUGAACGCCAAAGAAUAAAGAGUUACAUUGAAUCUCUUCAACAACAAGUUAAAGUUAUCGAGGAAGUUACUGAAGAGAAUGAACAAAUCGCUGCUGAAGAUUUGAAAAGAUGGAACGAUUUCGUGGAAGAAGUAACUAAUAUAAACCAACAAAUUAGAAAAUUACAAAGACAAUUGAGUGAAUUGAAAUAUUCUGAUGCGGCUCCACAGACAAAAUUAAAUGAAUUAGACAAAUUUGAAAACAGUAAUAGGUCGUAUCUGAGUAAAAUAGUUCCUCUUAUGACAGAAGCUAAAGGAUUGAUGCGAGAUUUCCCUACUAAAGAAAUACCUAAGGAAGUACUUCUUAAUAAUGAAUUAGCCAAACAAAUUGAACAACAAAUAGGUAUCGAAAGAGAAAAAACUUACCAAUUUUUAUCUUUAGCUGACGAAUACGAACAAACUCUCAAAGAAUUCAGUCAAAUUAUUAUCAUUGCUGAAGCUUUAGUUGAGAGCUCGAUAUCAGUUCGCAAUUUAGAACAUCUAGAAGACGAAAUGCAAAAUCAUCGCAAAUUUUUCGUUAAUUUGAGUCAUUGUAGAGCAAUUCUAGAAUCUCUGGAAGAGAAUUUAGAUUCCGAAACACGAGCAAUACAUUCAAAACUGCACCAAAACCUUUACGAAAGAGCUAGUGUAAUUUUAGAUAAAUCGACUGGUCGGUUUCAACAAAUGUCUUUAGCUGCGUCUAGAUGGACGGUCUUAGAACAAAGUACCAGAGACGAAUUGAGGUGGUUACAAGUAGCACAACAAAGAGUUCCUGAACUUAAUAACGUUACAUCUACAGAUUACGAACGAUACAUAGAUCUCCAUAACUCAUUGGCUGCUGAUAUAGAUUAUCAUCAUGCCAAACUCACCCACCUCAAUUGUGUAGCUCAAAAACUGCAAGAACUUGUUCAUUGUACAGAAUUAGAACAAGCUUACGUAGAAUCUCUAGAUAUAAUUCAAAAACUACAAGAAGAUGUUAAGAACAAUCUUGAACGGCUUUUGGCUUUUAAAGAUAGUUGGAAAACUUACAACAUGCUUAGCGAUAAAGUGGAAUAUUGGCUAAAAGAAGCUGAAAUAGAACUGAAACAAAUAGAAGUACCUUCAGGUCCAAGAGGUCACUUAAGACGUUUCUGGGAACUUAAGGCACAACAUGAAGUUCACAAUUUAGCCAGAUUGAACGCAGGAAAUGCAUUAGACAAAUCUCUGCAAAUUGUACCCAUUAGCGAUGAAAUGUAUCAACGAGCUAAUAACUCAGAAUUAAACGCGCUAUGGCAGAAGGUGUCUAAAAAGAUCGCAGAGUUAGAAGCUUCCAUAUUAGAUACUAUAUCUGCUCCAGAUAUUCCUGUUAACGAAAAACUCGUAUUUUUAGAACAAGAACUCCAAGAUCUUAAUGUUGACGUAGACAAUCUUAAAGGUAUAAUAAAAACUGAAGAAGAAUUAAGUCUAUACGUAGAAAGACUUCAAAUUAUGGCUGUGAGAAUCGAAACCAUACAAAACGAAUUGAGUAGAUUAGGCUUACUCUCCGCUAGCGAGUCAGAGAAAGUUGGCUAUCUCCUCUCCUUAUCCAAAAAACUAGAAGUAAUCAUAGCAGAAGAAUUAGAAGGUGGAACAUUAAUCAAAGAACGACUACAAGCUAUACAAAAGAGUAUUGAAAGAGCUAGGAAAAAACAUGCGGAUGUUAGUAAGGGGUUAGAUCUCUGCGAAAGUGCAGAAAAACUUGGAAGUGAGUCCGUUGAAAAAGCAGUUUCCGACUGCUACGAGAUUGGCGAAGAACUCGUCACUCUUUGGCAAGAUUUAAUGGCUAUCCGUCAACUUCUCCAUACUUUACCAACCAGAUUAAAAGUCACCGUAUCACCACUCACCGUCGAAAGAGACAUCUCUAAACUACAAGAUGACCACACAGCUCUAGAAAAACGAUGCGGACAAAUCUUAGCGUUACUCCGAAGUCGGUUGGCAUUAUGGAAGCGCUUCGAAAGACAGUUGGAGUUAGUACAACAAAGUGUACAAGAAGCCGACUUUAUGGUUGAACUUCUGACUGUACAAGGAACUGUGGAUUAUGAAAGGCUGAGAAAAGCAACCGAAAGAUUAGAGAAUGUAUCAGGAGAUCUAAUUUCCCGGGAAAACCUAGUAUCAGAACUCAAAAAUUCCGCUAAACCAUUAUCAGAUAGCUGCUCACCGGAGGUCUCGGCGAAAAUCGAGGCGGCAGUUAAAGAAGCCGUGACAGCUUAUGAAACGACGUGUACAAACUUGAAAGAACUUUGUACCAAGUACCAUCAUGCUGCAGAUCUAUGGAAACAGUAUAAGGAAGCUUCAGAUUUAGUGAAAGAAUGGAUUGAGAAUCCAAUGGAGUCUAUUGAAAAUUUUGAGCCCGAAGAGGCUAUUGAAAAAGUUAAGGUUUGCGAAGAAACUUUAGCUGCCCAUACAAAGCGGUUAGUAAAACUUCAGGAACUAGUAUCUGGUAUAGCAUCAGCUGUGGGAUUAGAUGCUAAUGCUCUAUUAGGUGGAGAAGUUGAAGCUCUGGGAAAGCGUCUCGAAGAUGUUAGAGAAUCGCUUACAACUCUCGCUGAUGUUGCUGAAUCGAAAGCAAAAAUUAAAAAAGACAACCAAAAAGAAAUUAAUGGAACCAAAAAUUACUUAGAUUCAGUACAAAAAAAUAUUUUUUCUCUUGAGAAUAGUGCGGAAGAUUCUGAUGGCGAAGAAAAAUUGUUAGUUUUAAGAGAUCAUCUAUUAGCGUUAAGCAAAGCUGAAGGUCAAAUACAAAAAUUGAAAGAUAAAACGAUAGAAGUGUCUACUACAAAAACCGAAACGUCAGUAAUAGAAAUUCUUGAGCUGUGGCAACAAGUCUUUAGAGAAACUUUCCAACAAUAUCAUCGUUUAAGUACUAGAUUGGUUAAGAACGAAGACAGUGCCGCCGUUCUAAAACUAUGGCAAGAAUAUUUAUUAAACGUACAACAAUUCCUUCAGGGCACAAUUCCUGGAGAUUACCAUAGUUUAUCGGAUCAUCAACAUCUUUGUCAGUUACAUCAAAAUCUUUUAACAACUCAACAGAAUGUUUUAAAGCCUGUUGAUAAAAACGAUCCUUUAGCUAGUGGUUUAGUAGAAUCUAGUGUAAUGAAACAAUUCAAUUCGCUCACGAAUCUACAUAAUGAAACCCUUUCUAGGAUCAUGGAUAGACAUACAGAAGUUCAAAAUCGUUUAGAUGCAUGGGAAAAAUAUAAAACAGACCAGAGUUGUUUAUUGAACUGGCUGAAGAAUAUAGAGAAGGAAAGGGAACGUAUGCAGUUGAGAUAUAUGCAUAUUAGACGUAUCCCCAAACUAUUAACGAAAAUACAAAACCUUCUAGACAAGAUGUCGCAAGGUGAAGAACAAGCAGAUAAUUUGCAAAGACAACAAAAUCAGUUAUUACAAUUUUGUGAUGACGCUCUUGCUACGUCAAUAAGAAUGGAACAUGUCGCUAUUAAACAACGUCUUUCAAAUCUACAAGCGGGUCUAGAAACGUGGAAACAGUUCUUAGAUAGAAUAAAAAUAAUGGUCCAAAAUUACGAAGAUGGUAUACGAAACGUUCAAAAAGAAUUUGAUGAUAUUCAAGAGAUAAUUAACGAAACUGUCAUACAGCAACAUCUUUCUCAUUCUGCAGUAAGUAACAGAUUAGAUCUAUUGCGGAAUACAAGGGAACGUGUCACAGUUUCCGAAAACCAGUUACAGAAAUUGAUACAAAUGCAAGAACAAUUAAAAGAGUGUCUAAGUCCAUCAGAUAUGAAGACAAUUAACCAAAAGAUGUGGUUAUUACGUCACCAACAUGACGAUUUGAAUCAUCAAUUGAUAAAUCUAUGCCUUCAUCUCGAAGAAAAAUUAGGCAUAAGAUCCCUGUUUGAAACCAGAUAUUCUAAAUUCCUCAUAUGGGUUAACGAAUUGGAAAAACGACUGAACCAAGACUACGACAUAAAUCAAACGCUUAUAGAACCGAAGGAAUUACUCAAAAAAUUAGAAACUGAACUAAAAGCUGAAAUGGCUCUUAAAGAAAGAGAAUACAAUUGGUUAAUUAAAACUGGAAAAGAUAUAUACGACUCAUGCGGAGAGGAAUAUGCAGAUGUUACAGCUAAACAAAUAAUUCAAGCCAGAACUAAAGAAAUCGCGGAACAAUGGGAAAGAUUAGAACAACUCGGAAAGAGCAGAUUUAACAAAAUCAAUGAUUUAAUGCAAACUAUAUUCCAAUUAGAAGAACGAAUAGUCUCAAUCAGAGCUUGGUUGAGUCAAGUAGAAGUACAACUAGCAAAACCAUUAGUAUUUGAAGGCUCCACGCAAGACAUUAUAGACAGAAAAAUACAAGAUCACGACAGAUUAAAAAAAUCCAUUGAAAACGAAAGUGGUGAUAUUGGAGAAGUACUUAACCUUUGCGAGCUAAUUCUAAACGAUCCAGAUAUUAACAAAGCCAAUUUCUCAACAGAGAAUAUCAGUAAUGCUGUGAUUAACAUCGAAAAACGAUGGAAAAUCGUUUGUGGUCAGUCAGCUGAACGAAAACGUAAAAUAACUCUAAUAUGGAAAUUAUUACAAGAUGUUACCAAACUCAGUGAAAGAGAUGAGCGUUGGGUCGCAGACAAAGAAAAAUCUUUAAAUAAUUUAGAUAAACCUACAAGUCCUUUAGACAAAAAUGAACUUCAACAACUUAUAUAUAACGUAGAAACCGAAAUAAAAGACAUCGAAUCUCAUGAACCCGCGUUCCAAAUUCUCAGUCAAACUUAUUCGAAAUUAAACACAGCUCCUGGCAUAGAACCGAAAAACAUUCAAGAACUUACCGCUAGAACUAGGUUGAUUAUAGUUAGAUGGGAGAAUCUACUUCCUAAAGCUCGAGCUAUUUUAUCACAAAUUCAAACAGAAUUAGCUCCUUUCAAAGAAUUUUCUAUAGCUCACGAAGAUGCUAUUGUUGGUCUGACUAGGUUAGAUGCUCAAGUUACGGAAUUACAACACCUGUUACCUCCUGAGAAAGUAUCUCCUCAAGAAAGACUGAAAAAACUUGAAGAAAUUGAAAAGCAAUUAACAAUACAAACUCCUAAUUUAGAAAAUGCUGAUAAAUUAGGUUUACAAAUAAUGAAAAGGAGUAAAGGCAAAGAAAUCGAAAUAAUUCAAGAAAUGAUAGAUGAAUAUCAGAUACUUUGUAGAAAUCUUCACGAGAGAAUAACUUAUAUUAAAACAGAAAUAGAAACAGUCAUUUUGGCAAGUGGACCACAAGAAGUAGAUGAGAGUAUACAAGUAGAGACACUUAAAUUUGAAAAGGAUACCGCUGUGCAAGUUAAUACUUUACCUCCGCAAUUGCAGAGGAUGACGUCGAUAAGCGCUAAAGAUGCUUAUUUGGUAGAAUUAGAAGCUGCAUUGGAAGAAUGCAAAAAUAACCUAAAGCAACUAGAAGAAUACGUUUAUAAAGAAAUACCCAAACAAGGUUCGACUGAACUACCAAUUAGUAGCAAAAAAAUUGCCAAAAUAUCAGGACAAUGUUUAGCUAGUACUGAAUUAAUAAAACACCUCCAUGAUCUCCUCAUCGAUGAAUGCCAUGCCACAGAAGCAGAAGCAUGUUCUCAAGAAGUCGAGAAACUUUUAGAAGAGUUUAAAAUUUUGCUGGUCAGAGCUAAAGAAAAGGAACAAAAAUUAAGAGAGCUUAGAACGGCUGCCUGCGAUGCUUAUAACCUGCUAUGCGCACACGAGGCCGGUAGGAUUCUUUGCCCACUCUGUACAAAACGUAAUUGGGCGCAACUUGAUAACGACCUGUGGAGAUUGGAAAAAUGGUUACAAGUAGCUGAAGGUACUCAAAAAGGUCAGAAAACUCCACCUGUGAACAUUGAAUACCUCGAAGAUGUCAUACAAGAUCAUCGAGAAUUCCUUUUGGAUCUGGAUAGUCAUAAAAGUAUUGUCAGGUCAUUGAACAUUGUCGGUACUCAUUUAGCAGAUCACAGCGAAGAUACAAGCAAAGCUGAUGAAUUGCGAGUGAGACUAGAGACUGAUAAUAGGAGAUGGGAUUUGAUUUGCCAAAAUGCCGCCAAUUGGCAACUACAACUUCAAAGGGCUUUAAUGAAUAAUCAACAGUUCCAUAAUAUUAUAUCUGAGCUUUGUAUCUGGUUAGAGAAAAACGAAAAGAAAAUCCGCGCUUCGGAACCAGUAGAUCUUACGGCCGCUCAUGAAGUUAUAGAAGCGAAAUAUCAAAGCUUUCUAGAUCUUCGAUUAGAACUAGAAAGAUGUGAACCACGAGUUUUAAGCCUACAAGAAGCUGCUAAUCAAUUAUUCCGAGAAGAAGCACCCGAAGGCUCUAGUACUAUAUAUAGAAGAUUAACAGAACUCCGUUUGAAAUUACAAUCAUUAAUAAAACUUACAGGGGUUUACACAUUAAAGUUAGGUGCUGUACUAGGAAGAGAUCCAAACGUUAUUGGAUACUCAGCUUCUUCCGCUUCUCGAUCCGGGUUACCAUUGCAAUCUCUCAAUUACGAUCUUUUGGAGCAGCCCGGGCAAGAUCAACCAGAUGCCACAUCACCUGACGCCGCCCUUUACAAUGGUUCUGAUGAUGAAUCUGAAAUCAACACUUCAGUAUUAAGACGAGGAUGUCGUUUCUUGGGUAGAGUGGUACGAGCUUCGGUACCAAUACAAGCAGUAAUGCUCCUGUUACUCGGUGCCGCAUCAUUAGUACCUUUUUCCGAAGAUGACUACUCUUGUUCUUUAGUAAACUCCAUUGCAAACAGUCUUACGCCUACCUUGAGGUAUAACGAUGGACCACCACCUAUAUAGACGUAGAUGACAAUUUGUUAUAUGCAGUGUCAGUAGUUUUGUUAACCGUCGAAUAGAGGUUCGUCUGUGAUAUAAUUGAAACACAAUUUUGGAGUAUUCAAGAAGGAAAAUACAACUACUGACGAAACUGUGUUUUUGAUAAAUUCAUUCCAAUUAUUUUGAAGAUUUUGAUACAUAAACUUUAAGUUUGUGUUUGAAAAUCUCUACAAUUUUUGUAUAUUUUAUAUUGAACAUACAUAUAUAUGUGUAAAUAUGUGACUUAUCUCCGAUAUCGUCGAAAAUUAACACGAUUUUGUAUCAUCCUAUACAUAUGUAGGUUUAGUUUUUAUUUUUUAUCGUUAUCGAAUAAAAAUACCCGCUAUCUAUCUGUAUAUUGGGUAAACAUGCACAAAACGUGUGAAAGGAAUUAAUAUAUUUUAUAUCGUUGUUCUUUUUAAAUUUUUAAUUGUUGGUUGUGAAAAUUAAAGGUUGUAAAUUGAAGGGGUGGAACACUUUAAUUUACAAGUCUCUUAAUUUUACUCUGUGAUUACCGUCUUGUUUUGUCUUAUUUUAAACAGAAAUUUAAUUUGUUCUCUCCACUUUUUGAGUUCUUUUCAAAAUACGAAAUACUCAGUGCAACUUUUCUCUCCAAGUUGCACAAACCUAUUUUGACAUAAUCAAGAUGGUGUAAAUUGCCUUGAAAUUUGUUUUUUUAUUAUUAUUAUUAUAUUAUUCUAAUCGUUGCUUUUGCAUAAGUUCAUUUGACUACGUUUCUGUAUUUUUUUGUUAACUAAGCAAUGUAACAAGAUAGAAUUGCUUUCAUUUAUCUAUAUUGACGCUUUAAAAUGUGUUUAGAAAAACAAAACAUAUAUUAAUAAAAGGAUUGUUUUCGCUAUAAAAUUAAUUGUGUUUAUUUCGCAUCUUAAUAUAUAAUAUAUCCACAAUGUUUUCAGUUAAAAAUAUAAUUUAAAAUAUUA
Molecule: messenger RNA, 15815 nt
Organism: Diorhabda carinulata
Lineage: Eukaryota; Metazoa; Arthropoda; Insecta; Coleoptera; Chrysomelidae
Product: muscle-specific protein 300 kDa-like
Exons: 11
Coding region: 847-14859 (4670 amino acids)
Biological process (GO): nuclear migration
Cellular component (GO): cytoplasm; meiotic nuclear membrane microtubule tethering complex; nuclear outer membrane
Molecular function (GO): actin filament binding
Source: RefSeq, a predicted model, not a curated record